AUGAGAAUUGGUACAUUCAAUUGUCGUGGACUAAGGGGUGAUGUGAAAAGGCGUCGUAUAUCUGAGCUUAUUCAAUCUGAGGAGCUAGAUUUUAUUGCGAUACAGGAGUCUAAAUUGGAGAGGUGUGAUCGUGCUUUUUGUGCUCACUUAUGGGGAUCUACAGAGUUUAAGUGGUUUGCUUCUCCUUCUCAAGGUAGGAGUGGCGGUCUACUUUCUAUUUGGAACUCCAACCGAGGUAAAUUGGUGUUUACAUUUUCUAGUUUUGGUUUCCAUGGUGUUUGCUUGAGAUGGGGUGUGAAUGCGAAUAGGUGUGUGGUGGUGAAUGUCUAUUCUCCUUGUCAGUUGGUGGAUAAGCGGCGGUUGUGGGAAGAGAUAAUCAUGUCUAAGCGUGGUUUUGGGAGUUGUUUAUGGUGUAUAGUUGGGGAUUUCAACACGGUGAGAAGACAAGAUGAGAGAAAAAGGGUGAUUGGUGAAUACGGUGCACGGGAUAUGGAAGAAUUCAAUUUGUUUAUAAGAGAUAUGGAGUUGAUUGAUAUACCACUAGUUGGGAAGCGAUUUACUUGGUUUAAAAGUGAUGAUUCUAUGAUGAGUAGGUUGGAUAGGGUGUUGGUCUCAGAAAGUUGGAGUGCUCAAUGGGGCGUAGGAUAUGUGGAGGUGAUCCCACGUGAUGUAUCUGAUCAUUGUCCAUUGAUUUUGAACCACAAGGUACUAAACUGGGGUCCUAAACCGUUUCGCUUUAAUAAUUAUUGGCUUUCACAUAGUGGUAUUGAGGGUGUGGUGGGGUCUGCAUGGGAGAAACAGGUCCAAGGUACAUGGGUCGCACAGAGAUUAAGAGGAAAGCUCUUGAAUGUUAAAAAUGCUCUAAAGAAGUGGAACGUCAACGUGUUUGGUAAUGUGGAUACCAAGAUAAAAAGUUUGACCAAGGAAUUAAAGGAGAUGGAUGCAAAGAAUGAGGAUUACUUUCUUGCAGAAUCAAAAAGGAGUAGGCAAAAGUAG
Messenger RNA from Cajanus cajan (pigeon pea), 996 nucleotides. The record is from RefSeq and is a predicted model, not a curated record. Lineage: Eukaryota; Viridiplantae; Streptophyta; Magnoliopsida; Fabales; Fabaceae.